CUACGAUCUGUCGCCGGUUUCGCGGCCACCACAACAGGCACGCCCUCUUACCGGACCCCCCCUAGUACGAUGCUGACAUCGGCGAGGUCACGACUCGCCAGACGUUGCCGUAUCACAGCGAUCAUCGCCUGGGGGGGUUUGGCGACAUGUCUUCGCUACCAUGGGACAUUCUAGUCUCAUACGCGCUGGCAAUUAACACGUCGAAGAGGAUCCUCCCAUCUUACCUUAAUUCAUGGCAUAUUUUUAUGUCUUUAUGCCGCCGCAAACAUACUCUCUGGUUAACCUCAUACCAUUAUACUUAGGAGGUCGCACAAGCUUUAUUGUAGACCGAAUUCUCAAAUUUGACCUUGGUAUCUACCAUCUAUUUCAUAAAUGGACCGGUCGAGGUUUCGUUGGACUAGGAUUCGUACAUGGAAUAUAUCAGCUUUCUCAAUCUCGGUGGCGGAUGACUCUCCGCGAAAUAUUACUCUGUACACAUAUUAGCCUCGCGAAAACGAGCUCACUAGUGGCUCUGUCUAUGACCAGCGCCUUCUGGGCUAUUCACCUAGGUCAUUCUCAGAACAGGGUUUUAAUACAGAGCUUAAGUAACACCGAAGGAAAUUCAACAGCGGUAUUUAAGGUCUUCAUCAGCCCUAAGAAGACAUGGCAAGUCAAGCCAGGUCAAUACGUUUAUAUUUCGAUGCCUGGUAUCGCACGUCGCCGUUUUGGGUUUCUACAGUCGCAUCCGUAUCUGAUAGCCUGGCAACUACCAAACAAAGACCUAAUCUUGUUGGUAUCCCGACAAUCUGGAUUCAGUAAUCACCUUAUCACCUCUACGCCUCAAUCAACGCUUAUUCUUGAUGGGCAAUAUGGCAGUCCUUAUGACCUCGGGAAUUACGAUAAAGUCAUAUUCUUUGCGCAAGGAAUUGGGAUUGCUGCACAUCUCCUAACCAUUAAAAGUCUACUCUACGCCAACCAUCGAUUGACAGCUCGGAUUAGACGCCUCACUCUUAUAUGGUUUCUAGAAGACAAAGGUAAACUUAAAUAACGCGUCGUAGGUCAGAGAGAAUUGGUUGAUACCUAUCUCAAUGCUCGAUGACAAAGAGAAGAGACAUAUAUUCAACGUCUGCUUAUAUGCACCAUACGAAGCUGAGGGCGAUGUGCAGGAGGGACGUAGAGGGCUUUACGUCAUGCAUGAAAAGCUAGAUUUUUCAAGGACUAU
Molecule: messenger RNA, 1201 nt
Organism: Pseudovirgaria hyperparasitica
Lineage: Eukaryota; Fungi; Ascomycota; Dothideomycetes; Acrospermales; Acrospermaceae
Exons: 2
Coding region: 233-1027 (264 amino acids)
Biological process (GO): intracellular iron ion homeostasis; iron ion transport; copper ion import
Cellular component (GO): plasma membrane
Molecular function (GO): ferric-chelate reductase activity
Source: RefSeq, a predicted model, not a curated record